Lindgomyces ingoldianus is the source of this 1503-nucleotide messenger RNA. RefSeq lists its product as uncharacterized. The transcript is spliced from 2 exons. Gene Ontology annotation, biological process: translation. The record is from RefSeq and is a predicted model, not a curated record. The coding region runs from base 59 to 1357 and encodes 432 amino acids. Gene Ontology annotation, molecular function: structural constituent of ribosome; RNA binding. Lineage: Eukaryota; Fungi; Ascomycota; Dothideomycetes; Pleosporales; Lindgomycetaceae. Gene Ontology annotation, cellular component: ribosome.
ACAUCCACAACUCCUAAUCUGCGCUCAAUUGAGCUCUGGCUCUAAUUUGGGACACAAAAUGAGUGUCUGGCGACCUGCAAGAUGUCUUUUCUCAAGGUCCACCACCCUCCCUAAGCCCUCGGCUUCAACAUCUGCAUCGCACCAACCCCGACCCUUCCAUUCAAGCUGUCCCCGACCUGCGCGACGCCGGCCGCACUACCCUAGCAUAAAAGCCUCUGACCUCCAACUUCUCAAUCAGGCUGCUUCAGAAUCCUACCCCAAAUACAACACCGACGAAACAGCGCUUCUCCGAAAAAGAUAUACCCCGGCACAAAUCGCUGCUAUCAAAGCCGCAGAAGCCGCCAUCGAUCCACGAGACCUACUAACCCAAGGUCAGCAACGUACGGAUCCCUGGAGACUGCCGUACGAGGAUGAUCUGGCGGAUGUGGACCCCGUAACAGAUCACGCCGACAAACUCCCACCAUCAGCUAUCGUUGGCAAAAAGGACUUUCGGCUCGCUAACGCUGUGGAACGUGAUGAAGCUAUGAGUCGUAUUGCCAACGAGAAUCUGGCCAAAAUGUAUCCAGACGGUGUUCCAGAUGGGCAACUAAGCCGCAAAGAUCAGGAGAAGUUGGAAGAGAACAUGGAGGCUGCGUUCACGCAAGCGGCGAUGGAUCCACGGGCUGUAUAUACGGGUAGCAAUCCACGGGCUCUCGAGGCAUUGGCAGAUCCACGACACUCAGUGAUCUUGCCAGACCUACCAAGGAUAGAGAACAGGAUGGCGAGACAGACGAGGAGGUUAGCUGAUGAGGAAGAAGAGGACCCGAGGCAGAAACGGCUGUUGAAGUAUCUAGAUUGGGACAAGGACAAAUUGCGCUCGAUACGCGUGAAGACGUUGAUUGUGCAUGGCGUCACGAAUCAAACGCGCAUGGGCAAAAUUAGGUCGUUGUACUAUCUCACGAUUGCUGGAAAUGGGAAUGGUUUACUGGGUGUUGGAGAAGGAAAGUCUGUGGAACCUGAAGAGGGUAGGAAACAGAGCGUCAUGGCAGCCAUCAGGAACCUUCGACCGGUGCCUAGAUACGAAAACAGGACGAUAUAUGGAGACCUAGAGAAGAAAGUAGCAGCCACGAAAGUGCAAUUGUUUGCAAGACCGCCUGGCUUUGGUCUCCGCGUCCAGCAUCUCAUCUUCGAAAUGGCUCGCGCCGCUGGAUUACAGGACCUCGCUGCCCGCACCCCGCGCUCCCGAAACAAGAUGAACGUCAUCAAGGCUACAUGGGAGGCACUAUGCAGCCAAAAGCUACCUGACGAGAUUGCGAGAGCGAGGGGGAAGAAGCUUGUGGACGUGAGGAAAGUGUAUUAUGGUGGAAGUGUACAUUAGACGUCGCUUGGCAGAGAUGAUAUUAUGUCAGAUAUAUCGUGCAGUUGGAGGGAUGUACCUUGUAUAGUUACCAUCAUGAUGAGGAUAUGAGCGAGCAUUGCUCAAACAUGUAGUAUAUUUCUGCCGACCAUAGACUCACGAAUCCC